UGCCGGGCCCGAACGGGGUGCCGGGCUCCGGGGUGCCGGGCUCCGGGGUGCCGGGCUCCGGGAGCCGCAGCCGUCGGGCGCGUCCCGGCGCUCCCGUGCCGCAGGGAAGCGGGGCCGGCCCGCCUGAGGCGGAGCCGCGCGGGCGCGGGUUGAGCUCCGUGGCGGCCUGGUCUUCCCCCUGUGCUGCUGGGAAAUGCGGAAGUAACGCGGGGGAAAGAGCGUUCUCCUGGCGUGUUCCGAGGGAGAAGGGAGCGGUCCGAAAUCAGCGGCAGGGUCCAUCUGUGUGUGCCCACUGCUCCUGGGGAGAUGUCCAAUGUUUCCAGCUACGCCCUCCGCAUGGCCCGGCUGAGUGCCCAGAUAUUCGGCGACGUGGUCAGGCCCACAGACUCCAAAUCCAUGAAGGUGGUGAAGCUGUUCAGCGAGCAGCCCCUGGCCAAGCGGGAGGAGGUGCACAACUGGUACCCCCCUCACAACACCUACUACGCCCUCAUGAAGAAACUCCGCUACUUCGGGCUCUACAGGGAUGAGCAUCAGGACUUCAAGGAGGAGAUGAGGCGAUUGAAAAAGCUCCGUGGGAAAGAAAAACCAAAGAAGGGGGAAGGAAAGAGAGCUCUCAAGAAGAAGUAGUGCUGCUUGAACAGUGUAACUGACUGCUCUGGAAAUGCUGGGGAAUGGCUGGAGAAGUCUUGGCGUGUGGGCUGCAUGUGGGGCACAAGAAACAUGCUGUGAAAUUGUGGACACCACCUUGGGAAUGCACUUGGGUCUUUGAAGUUUUACUGGUUUUGAAUUUCUGUACUUCAAAUGUACUCUAUAUUGCAGCACAGUAAUAAAAGAAAAAGUGCUCAGUGUUUUUCUUGAAA
Molecule: messenger RNA, 860 nt
Organism: Passer domesticus (house sparrow)
Lineage: Eukaryota; Metazoa; Chordata; Aves; Passeriformes; Passeridae
Gene: MRPS33
Product: mitochondrial ribosomal protein S33
Exons: 3
Coding region: 307-627 (106 amino acids)
Cellular component (GO): mitochondrion
Source: RefSeq, a predicted model, not a curated record